AUGGACAGCUCGACGCGCAUUUUCGUAAAGGGCCUCCCACCCAAGUUCUCCGAAGCUGAGCUACGGAAGCACUUCUCCCAGAACGGAAGGGCCAUCACCGACAUUAAGUACUUCCCUGACAGGCGCUUCGGAUAUGUUGGAUUCAAGACACCUGAAGACGCUCAAGCGGUUGUCAAGUACUUCAACAGGACGUACGUGCGAAUGAGCCGCAUUGGUGUGGAAUUGGCCAGACCCAUCGAAGAGCGCGCGCCACCACCCACUGCGAGGCGAGGCACUGUCCAUGCCACCGAAGCGCCUCCAGCACUCGCCAAACGCAAGCGUGAGAGCGAAGCGACUGACAAGCAGGAUGAUCCGAAGCUGAAGGAGUUCCUCGAGGCUUACAAGAGCAAGAGCAAGAAGAAGGAAGCGGAAGAUGCCUUGAUGCAGGAUGUUGGAGAUGGUGCUGUGCACGAAGAGGCUACUGUCGAGAUACCUACUGCGGAAAGCGACGACGAAUACGAACAGGUGCCAAAGAAGGCGAGGCACGCCAAGGUAGACGCGCCGAAGGUCGACGAAACGCUCUCCACAGCAUUACCUACGGCCGAGGAAGUGAGCAAAGAGAUCAAUGACCAAAACGAAUCACCGGCUGUGGAAGGAGCGGCACCAGUAUCAGAUGCAGAUUGGGCACGCUCAAGGACUAGCAGGCUGCUCGGUUUAUUAGACGACGAGGAGGAGGAAGCUGUUCACAGCCGCCCCAGUGGUACAGACGACGAAGACGAGGGAGAAGAGACGAUCACGAAGAGCUCAAAGCCUGUCGAAGAGCCUGUGUCAUCAAUACCCACUCCCCCAGCCGACGACAAUUCGAAUCAACAGGACGAAGCUACAGCAGCAGAGCCAGUCGACGCAGACGUGGAAGCAGUCCGCAAAAGCAUGCGUCUCUUCGUCCGAAACCUACCAUACGACGCCCGGAAAGAGGACCUGGAGACCGAAUUCGAGCGUUUUGGCAAUCUUGAAGAAGUUCAUAUUGCUCUUGAUAAGAAGACUGGCACGGCGAAAGGUUUCGCUUUUAUCCAAUACAGCGACCCGGACUCGGCGGAACAAGCGUUCAUCGACCGGGAUGGACAGACUUUUCAAGGUCGACUUAUCCACAUCCUACCGGGAACAGCUAAACGCGAGGAUAAAUUGAACGAUUUCGACGUGUCCAAGCUCCCUCUAAAGAAGCAGAACGAAAUCAAGCGCAAGAGAGAGGCAGCAAGCUCCGUUUUCAACUGGAACGCACUCUAUAUGAAUACUGAUGCCGUGAUUUCGAGCGUCGCUCGUCGACUUGGGCUCGCAAAGUCCGAAGUCCUUGAUCCCACAAGCAGCGAUGCCGCGGUGAAGCAGGCUCAUGCCGAAACUCACAUCAUUCAAGAGACGAAGGCCUACUUCCGGCAACAGGGUGUGGAUCUGGACUCCUUCAAGAAGAGUCAUCGUGGUGAUACAGCAAUACUGGUCAAGAACAUUCCAGCUGAUUGCAGCAAAGACGAGCUAAAGCGCCUCUUUGAGGAGCAAGGAGAUGUCAAGAGAUUUCUCAUGCCUCCAGCCGGCACUAUCGCGAUUGUGGAAUUCGAUAACGCAGCCCAAUGCAAGGCUGCGUUUGGCACGCUCGCGUACCGCCGUGUUAAGAGCUCAAUGCUGUUCUUGGAGAAAGCACCAAAGGAUCUCUUCACUGCCAAGCCGGUCUCUGGUGAAGAAGAACCUCAAGGUGUAAGCAAGGUCAACACAGCAGAUUUGAAAGACGCAGAUCAGACCGUGCCGGAGACGACUGGUACAGUCACACUUUUCGUGCGAAACCUGAACUUCAGUACAACGACGAAGGUGCUUACUGAGGCGUUCACACCGCUCGCUGGCUUCUUAUCCGCUCGUGUCAAGACGAGGGAGGAUCCUAAGCGUGGCACCCUAAGCAUGGGCUUUGGGUUUGCGGAGUUUCGAACGACCAAAGAAGCUCAGGCGGCUCUCGAGACCAUGGAUGGCUACACUCUUGAGGGCCACAAACUUCAGGUGCGUGCCAGUCACAAAGGAGCUGACGCCGCCGAAGAGCGCAGAAAGGCCGAUGCGGCGAAGCGGUCCGCAGCACGAAGCACCAAGAUCAUCAUCAAGAACUUGCCCUUCGAGACGACGAAGAAGGAUGUGCGCGCCCUUUUCGGCGCAUACGGUCAACUUCGAAGCGUCCGUGUACCCAAGAAGAUCGACCGCGCUGCAAGAGGCUUCGCGUUUGCCGAGUUUACUACUUCGAAAGAAGCGCAAAGUGCCAUGGACGCGCUCCGCGAUACGCAUUUGCUCGGUCGUCGACUUGUUCUUGACUUUGCGGCCGAGGAGACUGAAGAUGCCGAGGCCGCCAUCGAGAAGAUGCAACAGAAGGUCGGCGCACAAGUCAACAAGGUUGCACUGCAGAAGCUCACCAGUGGCGGGAGAAAGAAGUUUACAACAUCAGGUGGUGAUGAAGAGGUGGAUUGA
Fulvia fulva is the source of this 2475-nucleotide messenger RNA. Its product is annotated as Multiple RNA-binding domain-containing protein 1. Lineage: Eukaryota; Fungi; Ascomycota; Dothideomycetes; Mycosphaerellales; Mycosphaerellaceae. Gene Ontology annotation, molecular function: mRNA binding. Gene Ontology annotation, cellular component: nucleus; ribonucleoprotein complex; cytoplasm. The record is from RefSeq and is a predicted model, not a curated record. Bases 1 to 2475 code for a protein of 824 amino acids. The transcript has 3 exons.